GGGCCAAAAGCACACUGGCCUGAGCAGUAGGCCUCUGAAAAGAGAGGAGUUAAGGCACCAGUCACCCCACCCAGAGCACCAGCUCUCUCCUGCUUAAAGAUGUUCCACCAAAUUUGGGCAGUGGUGCUGUACCUUUAUGGCAUUCUCCUUAACUCCAUCUAUCAGUGCCCUGAGCACAGUCAAUUGACAACGCUGGGAGUGGAUGAGAACAAGUCCCCAGAUCCUCACCUGGGCCGAUGGUACUUUAUCGCAGGAGCAGCUCCCACCCAGGAGGAGUUGUCAACUUUUGACUCUGUGGACAAUAUCGUUUUCAAUAUGGCUGCCAGCUCUGUCCCAAAGCAGCUUCAGCUUCGCGCUGGCAUCCGCACGAAAAAUGGGCAUUGUAUACCUAGGCAAUGGACCUACCACUUGACUGAGGGGAGCACAGAUCUCAGAACCCAAGGCCGUCCCGACAUGAAGACUGAACUCUUCUCCAGUGCAUGCCCAGGUGGAAUCAUACUGAAAGAGAUGGAUCAGGGUUACCAGCGCUUCCUCCUGUACAAUCGCUUGCCACACCCUCCAGAGAAGUGUGUGGAGGAAUUUCAGUCCCUGACCUCCUGCUUGGAUUUCAAAGCCUUCUUAGUGACUCCCAGGAAUCAAGAGACCUGUGGACUGUCUAGUAACUGACCUGUGACUUCAUCUGUGACCCCAGAUAGAUAUGCUGGGAGCUGAGUUGCUAGAGGGAGAAGCUGGAGUCUUUAUCAAUUCCCUUUCAAGAAUAAUAAAGAUGACUUUUAGUCCC
Perognathus longimembris pacificus (Pacific pocket mouse) is the source of this 781-nucleotide messenger RNA. RefSeq names its product apolipoprotein M (gene Apom). Gene Ontology annotation, cellular component: high-density lipoprotein particle; very-low-density lipoprotein particle; low-density lipoprotein particle. The coding region runs from base 100 to 666 and encodes 188 amino acids. Gene Ontology annotation, molecular function: lipid carrier activity; phospholipid binding. Gene Ontology annotation, biological process: high-density lipoprotein particle clearance; high-density lipoprotein particle remodeling; high-density lipoprotein particle assembly. Lineage: Eukaryota; Metazoa; Chordata; Mammalia; Rodentia; Heteromyidae. The transcript has 6 exons. The record is from RefSeq and is a predicted model, not a curated record.